This is a messenger RNA of Oppiella nova, 696 nucleotides long. NCBI's taxonomy places the organism in Eukaryota, Metazoa, Arthropoda, Arachnida, Sarcoptiformes, Oppiidae. The record is from the annotation of a GenBank genome assembly.
GACUUCAAACCGGCUUCAGUGGACAGGGAGAAGACGGCUGUUUUGGACGUGGAGGCGAACAAUAAGGUGACGGUGACGGCACCUAAUAGUUCGGGCUCCGGGAGCUCGGAAACGGUGUUCAAAGGGUCGCGAAAGGCGCACCAAAAGGAAUGUGUGCUUAUAAUAGAUCACAAGACGGGAGAAAUAACUUUAGAGAAAUUAAACCAAAACAUUGCAGUGAAGAGAACGCGUCAACAAAACCCGAGUAAAGGACAGACCCAAAGGACAGUUGGGUUGACGGGUCUCACCAAUACUCCCAAUGAUAGCAAGAAAUUAGUGCCACAAUUGCCUCAUUCGCAGCAAAAGCCAAACUCUCCGUUGACUACAAAUCGCCAAAAUUCGCCAAAUAAUGCAAACAAUAAGCAAAAAGUGUCUCCAAAUAAGACCAACUCUAACGGACAAACACUGAGUCAAUUGCACCGCAAGAGUCCACAGAUAAAUCAACCCAUCAGUCCCUCAAUGCCCACAUUGUCUUCACUGUCCUCGAUGUCCACCACAUCUACUAAGCCUUCGGUUUCCAAUUCAAGUUCCAGUUUUGCUCACAAACGUGAUAUUAAUGGAGCGUUAGGUCUGUCGGACUCUUCAAGUGAUUCCAGUGAUCGCGAGUCGACUUCUAGUUCUAGUGAUAGCAGUAGUGAUUCGAGUAGUGAUGAGGAG